Molecule: messenger RNA, 435 nt
Organism: Necator americanus (New World hookworm)
Lineage: Eukaryota; Metazoa; Nematoda; Chromadorea; Rhabditida; Ancylostomatidae
Exons: 3
Coding region: 1-435 (144 amino acids)
Source: RefSeq, a predicted model, not a curated record
AUGAACUUCGGUGCAGUUGCGCAAGCGGCCGCGCUUGAAGCAGUGCGGUGGAUCAUAGCGGUCAGGAGAACCCUUGAUGGAAAUGCAGGCAUUAGAGAUGAGACCGCCAUCAGUAUCGGAAACUACACUGUCUACUGCGGUGAUGCUGAUGAAAGGAAAGUAGAUGCAGCUCUGCAGGAUCGCAGACUUAAACUCUGGAUCGUAGGUGCCCGUGCACCUACGGAAACCAAUGAGGGCAACAGUAAGGUCGCCUUCUAUGACUUACUUAAUGCGCUGAUGCCGAAAAUGCCCAACCAGGAGGUGGUCAUUGUCGGAAUCGACGCAAAUGCGAAGAUAGGACUAGAACAACAAUCCGAUGUGCUAGGAGAAUGGUAUAACCCAGCGAAGUGCACGUCGGAUAACGUAACCGUCCGGUCGGCUUUUGAGAACAGAUAG